AUGGAUUUAACGCAUCAGUUGGAGCUGUUUCCUGACUGCAGCGUGACUCUCCUUCUCUUUAACCACGUGAAAAAUGCCCCUGCCCUGAGAAAAAAAGCCAUGGAAGGAGCCAUUGAAGGAGCACUAAUAAACCCUGCGAUGAUUGUAGAUCCUUUUCAGAUUCUUGUGGCAGCCAACAAAGCAGUUCAUCUACACAAGUUAGGUAAAAUGAAGACCAGAACUCUCAAUGCAGAAAUUAUUUUCAGCCUUUCACCAAACAACAAUAUUUCAGAUGCAUUUAAAAAGUUUGGCAUUUCAGACAGUGACACAGCUGUGCUCAUUGUUCUUGUUGUGGACAGAGAAAAGUCUGUUAAUCUGGAAGAUAUAGCAUCUCAGGUAGAAGGCCAACAGGUUUCUCUAGAUCAUCUCCCCCAUCUGACAGAUACUGCCAAAGUUAAAAAGAUGUACAAAGUUACUCCACAGGAGGAAAAAAUCGGCACCUUAUUGGAUAGUAUUGUUUGCAGAAUGUCAACAAAAGAUGUUUUAUAAAAAUGUGGAA
Messenger RNA from Indicator indicator, 538 nucleotides. It is a transcript of the gene TPRKB, whose product is annotated as TP53RK binding protein. Lineage: Eukaryota; Metazoa; Chordata; Aves; Piciformes; Indicatoridae. The record is from RefSeq and is a predicted model, not a curated record. Gene Ontology annotation, biological process: tRNA threonylcarbamoyladenosine modification; telomere maintenance via recombination. Gene Ontology annotation, cellular component: nucleus; cytosol; EKC/KEOPS complex. The transcript has 4 exons. Bases 1 to 528 code for a protein of 175 amino acids.